Molecule: messenger RNA, 495 nt
Organism: Rotaria sp. Silwood1
Lineage: Eukaryota; Metazoa; Rotifera; Eurotatoria; Philodinida; Philodinidae
Source: the annotation of a GenBank genome assembly
AUGUGUGAAGAUCCAACUAGUGUUGUGAGUUCAGUAUCUUACGAUACUAAAACUAAUUCAUAUAGUGGUUUUUCACCACAAUUGGUAAAUGGUUUACCUAUUAUAAAUCAAUUUCAAACAAAUAAUUAUAAUGAGUUACAACAAUGGUUCGAAGAUUUUGACAAAUCUACAUUAAUAAAUGCAAAUUUAGUUGAACCAUUAUUAACUAAUAAUUCUUCUUCAAUACAUUCGAGACCAUAUAUCAUUUCCGCUUACGAAACUAAUAAUAAAUAUAUAGGUAUAGAUGUUCUUCGUAAAUGGAUAUAUAUGUAUAAUGAAUGCAAAAAAAGAAAUAUUAUUGUUGUCGGUUUUGCAAGUGAUUGUGAAGCACGCUAUCUUAAAGCUAUGCAAAUAUCAUUAGACUUUUUUACACACACACCAAAUAUUGAUUUACUAAGUGAAAAUAAAAAUUUAUUUCACAUUAAUAUUCCACCAACAUGGACUUUUUUUUUAUGA